AUGUCAGCUGCACACUGUGCUGCGCAAAACGGCGGUUUACACGACGUUGCAAAGGACUGCCGGGUGCUUCUGGACAAGUUGAGCAACCACAGAGAAAGAUGGGCAGGCCUCCUCUACAAGGAUCUGGAAUCUUCAGAUGCCAAGAUUGAACUUCUCGCUUCCUGUGAAUCCUUACUCAAUAGGGUAGAAGUGCUGGUAAACUGUUUUGCUGAUGCGAUUAGAACUCUUACUUCGUGCUUGGAUAACUGCAGCAUGGGAUCAAGUCAAGGCAAACUCAAGUCUUGUAUGGAUAUGGCGCUGGGCAAAGCCUCUGGCUUCGAUACGCUCGUUGCUUGUUACUUUAAGUUGAUAGGUCUUUGCACAUUAUGGACUGAACGCUGUUUUUCACCAGAUCAACACCGCAAGUUGGAGGGGAUAAAAGAGGAUCUCACAGACAUCCGAACCCAGCACGAAGAUAAACUGAUCUUACACAAUCAGUUGGUCGGACUCAAUGCAGCUCUCGAGUUAUGCAAAACCCUGUCAUCAAUGUUUGUGUAUCAAAAUGCAGUAAUUGCGAACGAGGGCCUUCAUGAGGUUUACAAGUUGCUUAUGAAGGACGAUAUUGCGCAGACGCUUCUCAAAACCACCAUGAACAUGCAACAAAUGGAGCUAAACAAAGGAGAAUUGCCAGGCGUCUUUUCGGAGGAGUUACUUAGUCUAUUGCGUGAAUACGCCAUUUGCGCCAACACGAUUACGGGUGCGAUUCGUUCGAACGAGGGAACUCUCGAUGUAUUACCAAGUCUUGUGGCGAAACUCCGAUCAUUUGAGGUGUCUAUACGGGUCUUGGUGACUAAGGAUGUCUCGAAAGAAGAAUUGGGCUCAGUAAUUUUCUAUUUGGAGUGCCUAAAAUGUGAUCAAACAGCCGAACUGGACAGACUCCGACAGAUCUUGCGAGAGAAUGAUCAUAAGGAUCUCUGA
This is a messenger RNA of Colletotrichum truncatum, 957 nucleotides long. The record is from RefSeq and is a predicted model, not a curated record. Lineage: Eukaryota; Fungi; Ascomycota; Sordariomycetes; Glomerellales; Glomerellaceae.